Molecule: messenger RNA, 2253 nt
Organism: Tuber melanosporum (Perigord truffle)
Lineage: Eukaryota; Fungi; Ascomycota; Pezizomycetes; Pezizales; Tuberaceae
Exons: 5
Coding region: 344-2059 (571 amino acids)
Biological process (GO): phosphate ion transport; transmembrane transport
Cellular component (GO): membrane
Molecular function (GO): phosphate transmembrane transporter activity
Source: RefSeq, a predicted model, not a curated record
AAGGAAGUUCUAUCAUACCAUUACUCGUACUCCACCACCCUACCUCACCACCACUGCCGACCCAAAGCUCUUCUCUUGGUACUUGGCGAAGGCUUGAUUCUGCCCUUUUGUCCAAAUAGCUAGUUGUGCUCGUGCAGUAGUGGGUCUUUUAUUCAUUAGCUUUUUUCUUUUUUUUUCCAUCUACUUGUAGGUGUUGGAUGAGAUUGUGGGGAGCCUCUCGCCAAUACAGGUCCAGCGCUGCACAAUUGAGCUGACACCGUCGAUAUUGAGAAAGAAACGGCUGCAGUGGUUCCGUUAGACAAGAGGGAAGAGGAAAGGGAAGGGAAUCAGAACAAUCACAGCCAUGAACAAGACUGCGGGUGGAAACUCGGCUUUUCACAACUUUAAUAAUCAGUUUGCUCAUGUUUCGGACCCGAACGAGCGUCGUCGUCUCGCCCUUGCGGAAAUCGAUAGGGCGCCAUUUGGGUGGUACCAUGUGCGCGCAGUAGUGGUUGCGGGUGUUGGCUUCUUCACUGAUGCCUACGAUAUCUUUGCCAUCAAUAUGGUGACUGGAAUGCUUGGCCUCGUCUAUUGGAAAUCCGGAAAGAUUCCAGAACACUCAGACACAGCCAUCAAGGUUUCUACUUCUGGCGGAACCGUGAUUGGCCAGUUGCUAUUCGGGUGGUUGGCCGAUGUGGUUGGCCGGAAAAAGAUGUACGGACUUGAACUUUUGGUAAUUAUUGUUGCUACCCUUGCUCAGGCCCUCACCUCCGAGUCCUAUUCCAUGCAUCUGGUGGGAUUGCUGGUCUUCUGGAGAGUGAUUAUGGGAAUUGGUAUCGGAGGAGAUUACCCCUUGUCCUCUAUCAUCACUUCCGAGUUCGCAACCACAAAGUGGCGUGGUGCCAUGAUGGGCGCCGUGUUUGCCAUGCAGGGAAUUGGCCAACUUGCCGCUGCGCUGGUAGCCCUGAUCGUCACCGUAGCCUUCAAGUCCCAAACCCACCCCGCAGCCAAACCCAGCCAGUGCGAUGUCGCCUGCCGCACCGCUGUGGACAGAAUGUGGAGGAUCGUCAUCGGAUUCGGCGCCGUUCCUGCAUGCAUAGCCCUCUACUACCGCCUCACAAUCCCCGAAACCCCCAGGUACACUUUCGAUGUCGCCCGGGAUGUUGAGAGGGGUCAGGCAGACGCGAGUGCCUACCUCGCCGGCAAGGCAGCCGGAGAAAUUGAUGAGAUUAGACGCGUCGAGGCGAUGCAGCAGUCGGCCGAUCUCCAAGUGCCCAAGGCUUCAUGGAAGGAUUUUUGGGGCGUUUUCCUGCAGUGGAGAUACGGCCAGAUCCUACUUGGGACUGCUGGAUCAUGGUUUUUACUCGAUGUGGCCUUCUACGGUUUGGGUCUCAACAACUCCAUCAUUCUCGCUGAGAUUGGAUACGCUGCGAAGGACAAUGUAUACGACCGUCUCUACAAUAACGCUGUGGGAAACCUGAUCCUCAUUUGCGCCGGUGCGAUCCCGGGAUACUGGGUUACUGUAUUCACGGUGGACAUUGUCGGCCGCAAGCCAAUCCAAAUGAUGGGCUUCGUCCUGCUAACGGGGUUGUUCAUUGUCAUCGGCUUCGGAUUCCACCACUUGUCCUCAAAUGCCCUGCUGGGACUGUACAUCCUCUGCCAAUUCUUCUUCAACUUUGGUCCCAAUGCUACCACCUUCUUGGUGCCAGGCGAGUGCUUCCCGACAAGAUAUAGAUCCACAUCCCAUGGAAUUUCCGCCGCAAGCGGCAAAGUUGGCGCAAUCAUCGCGCAAGUCCUCAUCGGCCCCCUCAGGACCAGGGGCGCCACGGCAAAGAACGCCUCACCUUGGCUGAAUCACGUGAUGCAGAUUUUCGCUGGGUUCAUGUUUGCCGGGAUCUUCACUACCCUGCUGAUUCCUGAGACUAAACGUAAGACCCUCGAAGCACUCUGCGCAGAGCUGUACGGCGAGGGUAUUGCCCAGGAGGAGAAGGCUACACACACCGGUACCGCCGGCGUAGGAGAAGCUACUUCUGAAGAGGCGGGUAACGAGAAGCGGGUCAUGGUUGCGGAGGGGCAAUAGUGGGGCUUCCAGAUUUACUUUACAUUCAUUGUUAAUCUUCUUAUUUGGGGUUUGUUGCGUUCAUGCUUGGGGUUGAGUUUGAUGGUCUACCGUAGUUUUGAGAUAAUUAUCGGAGGUUGGUGAACGGCGGGCAUGGGAUGACAUCUUCGUUUGACCCAUGGAAUCAAUAAAUACCCCUUUUCUUCCCCCCGGAA